Messenger RNA from Hordeum vulgare subsp. vulgare (domesticated barley), 730 nucleotides. Its product is annotated as GPI-anchored protein LLG1-like. The coding region runs from base 230 to 730 and encodes 166 amino acids. The transcript has 3 exons. The record is from RefSeq and is a predicted model, not a curated record. Lineage: Eukaryota; Viridiplantae; Streptophyta; Magnoliopsida; Poales; Poaceae.
UUCCUACUUCCUUCCCUUAUCCGGCCUAUAUUUCCAGCUCCGUCGCGCAAUAAUUGGCUGCGGCUGUACCACCGCGAGGCUCGCUGCCCUGCCAUGCGCUCUCUGUCUCCGCCGCCGUCGUCCUAGCUGCUAGAUCCAAGAAGCUUCCGGUCGACUUCCGUUCCACUUCCCCAACUCAAAGAGCCACACCCUCUUCCGGCUAGGAAGCCGCAGGCCGCAGCAGCGAGCGAUGGCGCUGGUCCGCUGGUUUCUGUUCCUCUUCCUUGCCGCCGCCCUGGCCGGGUUCGCCUCUGCGGCUCCCUUCGUGUCUGACAGCGUGUUCCAUACCAGAACCGGGUCGACGGGGAGGAGGAGCUUGCUGCAGACCAAGGACCCCUGUCCUCUGAGCUUCGAGUCCCAGGACUACACAAUCAUCACAAGCAAGUGCAAAGCGCCACUGUAUCCUCCCACGGAAUGCUGUGAUGCUUUCAAGAAAUUCGCAUGCCCAUUUGCCACAUAUCUCAACAACAGGAGCACUGACUGCGCAGAGACAAUGUUGACCUACAUCAACUUCCUUGGCUCGUACCCAUCAACCUUAUUCUACGAAUGCGUAGUAGGCUUGGUAGGGCUUUCUUGCGAAGGUGUCCCAGCAAUAGAAACCGGUAUGUCAAAUGGUGGGCAACGAGCUCAAGGGAGUUCUCGUCCUUUGAUUGCUCUCUUGUGUGCACUGGGGACUAGGAGCAUUAAUUGA